Messenger RNA from Nicotiana attenuata, 6495 nucleotides. Its product is annotated as pentatricopeptide repeat-containing protein At4g21065. Gene Ontology annotation, biological process: RNA modification. Gene Ontology annotation, molecular function: RNA binding; zinc ion binding; protein binding. The transcript is spliced from 3 exons. The record is from RefSeq and is a predicted model, not a curated record. Bases 364 to 2757 code for a protein of 797 amino acids. NCBI's taxonomy places the organism in Eukaryota, Viridiplantae, Streptophyta, Magnoliopsida, Solanales, Solanaceae.
GCACUCAGAAUAUAAUGUCAAUGUGCACAAACCAUCCGUUACAAUAGCACUCAUUAAACUCUAUGAUUAGUAAAGUAGUUCCCUAUUCUUUUAUCACACACAAGAAAAAAUUGCAAUAUUCCUCUUUUUCUAUUCAUGCGGUAAUACCCAUGACUUUGUUAGGAGAGAGCAAAUUGAUUGCACCAAGAUAACACAAGUUUUAGUUUAGAUGUUGCAACUCCAAAAAUUACAAUUCUAAAAAUCAUACUAUAAACAAUUAAGUGUCUUUAAUCCUGCAUUUUAUUUUUCUAAUGAAAAUUUUAUGCUAAGAAGCAAAAUUUUCAGCAUUUCAACCUCUGGUCAAAGGUUUAUUUGCGUCAAUUUAUGUCUCUGCAACUUCGUCGCACGAUUCAAACCUUUGCAAGUUCGAUUACACGAGGCCAUAAAUGUUCCUUAGUUGAUAAAAAUAAAAACUUGAGUGAGUUGUCAAAACUGGGUCAAACUGAUGCAGCUCGAAAGAUGUUUGAUAAUAUGCCUGAGAAAGACGAGUUUACAUGGAAUACAAUGAUUGCGGCGUAUGCCAAUGUAGGGAGGCUUGUUGAAGCAAGACAAGUGUUCGAGGAGGUCCCAAUCAAGAGUUCAAUUACUUGGUCUUCUCUUAUUUGUGGAUACUGUAAGCAUGGUUUUGAAAUUGAAGGAUUUGAAUUGUUUUGGCAAAUGCAAAGUGAGGGGCAUAUACCCAGUCAGUUCACAUUGGGAAGUAUUCUGAGAAUGUGCGCAAUAAAAGGUUUGCUUUCAAGAGGUGAACAGAUACAUGGCUAUGCUAUUAAGACUUGUUUUGAUGUGAAUGUUUUUGUUAUGACUGGCCUUAUUGAUAUGUAUGCAAAGUCUAAGCGCAUCUUGGAAGCUGAGUGUAUUUUUCAAAUUAUGUCUCAUGGGAAAAAUCAUGUUACUUGGACUGCUAUGAUUAAUGGAUAUUCUCAAAAUGGUGAUGCAUUAAGAGCAAUUCAGUGUUUUAGCAACAUGCAUUCAGAAGGGAUUGAGGCGAACCAGUAUACAUUUCCCGGUGUUUUAACUUCCUGUGCUGCACUCUAUGAUAAUAGAUUUGGGGUACAAGUGCAUAGUUGCAUUGUCAAGGGUGGUUUUGAGGCCAAUGUGUUUGUUCAAAGCUCGUUAAUCGACAUGUAUUCUAAAUGUGGGGAUUUGCACAGUGCUAAGAAGGCAUUGGAAUUGAUGGAGGUGGAUCAUGCAGUUUCUUGGAAUUCGAUGAUACUUGGGUGUGUGAGGCAUGGAGUUCCAGAGGAAGCACUGUCUUUGUUCAAAAGGAUGCAUGCUAGUGAUAUGGAAGUGGAUGAGUUUACUUACCCUUCAGUUCUGAAUUCUCUUGCUUGUAUACAGUAUGUCAAAAAUGGGAAAUGUCUUCAUUGCAUGGUUGUUAAAACUGGAUAUGAAAGCUACAAGCUUGUAAGCAAUGCACUUAUUGAUAUGUAUGCUAAACAGGGAGAACUAGCUUGUGCAGUGAGUGUCUUCAAUAACAUGGUGGAAAAGGAUGUAAUCUCAUGGACAUCACUCGUCACUGGCUGUGCUCACAAUGGCUCUUAUGAAGAAGCUCUUAAAUUUUUUUGUGAGAUGAGAAUGGCUAAAAUUGAACCAGACCAAAUUAUCAUUGCUAGUGUUUUAAGUUCUUGCUCAGAAUUAGCACUACUUGAACUUGGACAACAAGUUCAUGCGGAUUUUAUUAAAUCUGGCCUUGAUGCAUCAUUAUCAGUUGAUAAUUCUCUUUUGACAAUGUAUGCCAAUUGUGGGUACCUUGAAGACGCCAAAAGAAUAUUCAACUUAAUGCAAAUGCGUAAUGUGAUCAGUUGGACUGCUCUUAUAGUGGCUUAUGCCCAGAAUGGCAAAGGAAAGGAGUCUCUGAGAUUUUAUGACGAGAUGAUUGCAAGUGGAAUAGAACCCGACUUUAUUACAUUUAUUGGCUUAUUAUUUGCCUGCAGCCAUACAGGUCUUGUUGAGCAUGGAAAGAAGUACUUCGAUUCAAUGAAGAAAGAUUAUGGGAUAAGACCAAGCGCUGACCACUAUGCAUGUAUGAUCGAUCUUUUGGGUCGUGCUGGGAAAAUACAGGAGGCUGAGAAAUUAGUCAAUGAAAUGGAUAUUGCACCUGAUGCUACUGUGUGGAAAGCGUUGCUUGCUGCAUGUAGAGUACAUGGGAGCACAGAUCUAGCAGAGAAAGCAUCAAUUGCCCUCUUUCAGUUAGAACCACAAGAUGCUGCCCCUUACGUUAUGUUGUCAAAUAUCUAUUCAGCUGCAGGAAAAUGGAAAGAUGCAGCAAAACUGAGAAGAAAAAUGAAGUUGAAGGGUGUUAAUAAAGAGCCUGGUUAUAGUUGGAUUGAGAUGAAUGGAGUUGUCCACACAUUUAUAUCUGAGGGAAGAAGCCAUCCAAAGAGUGAUGAAAUUUACUCAAAACUUGAUGAUGUUAUUACAUUGAUUAAGGAAGCUGGAUAUGUGCCAGACUUGAAUUUUUCUCUCCAUGAUAUCAAUGAAGAAGGAAGGGAACGAAGUCUUUCUUAUCACAGUGAGAAGUUGGCUAUUGCUUUUGGGCUUCUUUGUGUGCCAAAUGGAGUACCAAUUCGGAUUUACAAGAACCUUCGUGUAUGUGGUGACUGUCAUAAUGCGAUGAAGUUCAUGUCAGGAGUUUUUGGUUGUCAUAUUAUUUUGCGAGAUUCAAACUGUUUUCAUCAUUUUAAGGAAGGAAUAUGUUCUUGUGGGGAUUAUUGGUAGAAAAGGUACUUUUGACUUUCCUUGGCUCUUGUUUCCUUUGGGCUUGGCAAGAUCAGUCAUCCAAGAAAAAGGUAGCCCGGUUCACUAAGCUCCCGCCAUGUGUGGGGUCGUAGGAAGGGCCGGACCACAAAGGUCUAUUGUACGCAGCCUUACCGUGCAUUUCUGCAAGAGGUUGUUUCCACGUCUUAAACCCGUGAUCUCCUGGUCACAUGGCAGCAAUUUUACCAAUUACGCCUACUCGCCAAGGCUCCCCUUCAAGAUCAGAUCAUCCAAUUUUCAUUAAUUGGAGGUGCAGUUCAUCACAAGAUCAAUGUAAAUGAUAGGAAUUAUUGGAGCUGAUUUCUCUCUGAUACUUACACGAGUCAAUUCUCUAGUCCCUAUUCUCGCAACACUCUCCUACAUCAGGCACCAAUUGCCGCUCCCCUGCAUCAGGGAAGAUAACUACUCCUCAUUCUGAGAAAUACUUUUAACUCCAUGAAGCAGGGUCUGAUGGUCCUCAAGAAAGCUCCAUUCUACAUGACCACGUGAUGAGCUUUCCUACACGGGUAAAGUAGGGAGCUGCUUCUUUUUCAGUCUAUAAAUUACCCAACCAGAUUAUCAACCUAAACCGUGCACUUGUUCCAACUAGAUAGGGACCUAAACUGUGCACUUGUAGGGCGUCAGGAACUUUAGAUUGUGUUAAACUAUUCGAGAACUCUGGGGCUGUCAGGGAACUUUAGGUUGUGUUAAACUGUUUUAGAACUCUGGAAUGAUCUUGUUGAUUGAAAAAAUUAUGGAGUGCUGUGUGUUUGCUUACAACCUUUUUUUUAUUGGUAAGAAGAUAUAUCUAGUGUUUGGUUACAGCAUUUGGUUUUGCACUAUUCUGACAGUGGGUAUGGGAACUGUUGGCUUGCCGGUUUUCCAGUGAGGUAAUGGUAAAUUAUUCACCCACACAUAAUACAUGAUAUACAUGGGUAGGUCAUCUCUGAUUUUUGUGUAACUAUUCUAAAUAAACCUCUAGAUUCUGAAGAAAAUUUCUCUGGUUUUCACCUGUGCCAUAGGGGAUAGGGAUAGCUACAAUAACCUGUGGCAUAGGAGUAAAUUUUGUAUAUGCUAACAGAAUAUGAUUGUUGAAGCUCCAUUAUGUCCUUUAAGUGCCAUGUCCACCUAGUUGUUUGAACUCCUUUGCAAUGGAGCUGAUUUCCGCUUUUUAAAUGAAGUGUAGUGUGUACCUGAAACCUAGACUAUGAUUGAAAAGGAGUUGACUUGAUGUUUCCAGUUAAGAUUAGAACUCUGAGCGUGUUAUAGGUGCAUGCUAGUGCUUGAGAAUAUCUUAGUGUUUCCCUGAGAGUAAGAUUGGACAUUUGUUCAAUGCAUAGCCUUGUCAUUGUCUUGGGGAGUUUACUGCUAUUUGUAUAGAAUGAAAGUUCUUUUUUUUUUAAAAAAAAAAGAUGCAUGCUAGGCGUAUAAUAUAAUUUCUAAAGGUGAAGGUGUUUUUACUUUGGGUAAAGCUAAUGGAUUUUCUUUGAUUCCGUUGCCUUGGCUAGUUGAAACUUUGGUAUAACUGGACAAAACUUAGGUUUUGUUUCCUCUUUAAUGAAAAUGAUGGUUAAAAAGGUCACUCUUUGGGGGGCUAAUCCUUUUCAAAAUCUUCAAUUUUCGCCACAUAGACAUUUUGUUCAGUGUUUUUCUUAUCUUUUUUCACCUUCCUGUUUGAUACUCGUGGUACAUAAGCAGAAACUGAGUUUGAAUUUUCUUUAGGUAGCUGUAACUACUAUUUUACCUGUUACUUAGUACCUGAUUUUCCUCAUUUUCCUCCUUUUUAUAUAUGCUAAAUGCUGUCAGUCUAAUGAUGCUGAUGCUUUCAGUUGUGUUGCCAUGUGAAAAAAUGCUUCUGCAUCUGACAGUGCAGGCUCCUCUAAUUUACUUAUUAUCCCUAAUGUAGAGUCCUGUAGUGAAGCAACCAUAUAACUAUACAGGUUAUUGCUUGCUGUUUACUGUUAAUGGAGGGAGAUUUGAUGAAAAUGACAUUAAUCGACAACAGUUUUGAUGGAAGAAAUAUCAGCAGGCAGUGGUAAGUUGAUGAAAUCUUUGUAAGAUUUCUAAGUUCCUUGCUUGGAUUAUGUCAGCGCCUUUUGAUAAAGUCAAAACCUUUUGACAAGGGAUGGAUAUCAGAAAACUUUUGAGAAUUUCCUAGGGUACUAGAUGAUUCAUUAAAUUUCUUAAGAUUGAGAUAGCUGCCUUUUGUAAUCAUAAGGGAGAAAAAAGCUAUGCAGCUAGACUUCUGUUUACUCUCAGAAAGAAGCAUGUGAUGCAGUCUUGAGGGGAAAUACUCUUAUUGUCUAUUAUUAAACCUGAUUAGGAGAUCAUUUGAUAAAUUCUACUGUAAAAGUCACUGAUAUUGUGAUACAUGUUAUUCUGCAAACACACACCUUAUUUGUAACACUGAAUUGCCUAUGGAUUGAUUUUCCUUUGAAGACCCAAAGAAAAACAGUAAAUGGGUCAUAUUUGCAAGUUUAUGAUCUAAAAGAUGUAUUUUAUUUUUUAGCAAAAAAAAAUAAGAGAAUCUUCUUGACUGAUAUCAUUUGAUCAAACAAAAAAAGUAUUGGAGCCUGCGGCUUGGGAAGCGAAGGGUAGAUGUGCACCAACGGCUUCUUAAUAACUGAUGAUUCUUCAGCAAUGCCAGAAUAUAGAAAGACAACAUGUUGAAUGGGAAAUUCCUGACUUUUCCUUUGCCCUUUCUUUCCAAGGAUGCAUCUGGGUGAAGCGGACGGUGGUUAUAUUCAGAAGUCUAGACAUCUUUGCUUUCAAAUCUAUCUUUCUCUUAAUGUCUAGGACACAAUGAAUUGAUGUUCUGAUUUUGAAUGAAUACUUUUUUAUUUCCAAUAAAUAAUUCAUUUAAGUAUGUCCACGAAUUUCCUAUUCCUUUAUGCAUAAGUAUAACAAUUUUUUGCUUGCAGAAACUUGUAGCUUUCCCACCGCUAGUCCCCUGUUUCUCUUUUGUGAGCAUAUGGUAAGUGGAAUAUCUAAUGAAGCCUUUUGUUCAUUGCCUGCCUUUGGUUGUAUGGACCAUAAAAAAAUACACGUUACUGAACAUAGUAUAUUCAUCAUUCCCAGGUCCUCCAUGACAUCAAAGCCCUUCCCAAUGAAGUCAUUGUAGCCUUUCCUAUUAUGAGUACUAGCGGGGGAAAAUAGAUACACACAUUUCCUGAAACCAUCCCCCACGGAGUUUAUGAAACAAAAUGCGAAAUGAUAAUGUUCUUGAUGGACGCGGAAACCAGCCAUUGGCAGCAAUACCAGGAAUUCUGGUGGGACUGCGUUACAGGUUCAAAGUACAUCUAUUUCUGUUUGAUCCUGGAGAUUCAACUAGUUGCAUGGCAAUUUAGAAUUAGGUUACCACAAAAAAGAGGUAAAAUUGGAAAGAAAAAGGAAAGCCUACUGAUGGAUUGAUUGGAUUGUCACAAUGUCGCUGUUGAUGGUGAUGAUUAUAUCUGUGGUGGUGUAUUCUCUAUGUAGAUCAAAUAGGUAUGUGUUGCAAGCUCAUAAACCAUCCGGACCACAUGCCAAGGACCUUAUGCAAUUGUCAAUAAGUAAACAGACCUAUCUUAAUUGUCCUUAUUUGUUGAAUGGGGGAUGUAAUCUCUCUGGUUCAAAUUUGUUGUGAUCACAGGACCACAAAGCUGUACUUAAAAACUAUUUAGGUGCUGACUUUUCAUAAGAGAUUGUAGUUGCUGUUAAUUAGUGCUUCGAAUCUAUUUU